UCCUUCCCCUUCAUCCAAAGAGCCGCCAGCCAGGGGAGUGGUGGCCACAGCAGCGAGUGACAGCCAGCCCACAUGGCUAGGGACACUGGGAUGGCCGGGAAGGUGGCGCUGCUCCUGUGGGCCCAAACCCUCGGUCUCGCUGGUGCCCAGACAACCCAUCUCCUCGUGGAUCCCCCCUGGGUGCCACCGGUGAAAUGGGACCAGGUGAAACUGACCUGCCAGGGCUUGGGUGCCACCACCUGGUACAAGGACGGGCAGAUCUGGAGGCAGGAGGAAGAAGACCACGUCACUGUCACCGAGAGUGGCACCUACACCUGUGACAGAUCCGGCAGUGGGCUCAGCCCCCCUGUGACAGUCUCAGACGACUGGCUGGUGCUGCAGGUGCCAGCACAGGCGCUACUGGAGGGGGACACGGUUACACUGCGCUGCCGGGGCUGGUGGAACAACACGGUCACCUCGGUGUCCUUCAACUGUGAGGGGAAGGAACUGGGGAGACUCCAUGAUGGCACCGAACUGACCCUGUCCCCUCUUCAGCUGCAAUACAGUGGCCGCUACCACUGCAAGUGCCGGGUGAAAUACUGGAUGUCAGAGAAGUUUUGGGAGUCGGCACUGGUGGCAGUGACAGUGCACGACCUCUUCUCGGUGCCAGUGCUGGAGGGUCCCCCCGAGCCCACCGAGGGGUCCCCCCUGAUUCUCAGGUGCAUCAGCACGCCCAGCCUCCUGCGGCCCCGAACUCCCCUCUUGUACGUGUUCUACCGGGAUGGGCAGGUGUUGGGGGGCCCGCAGGGGUCCCCGCAGCUGCUGGUGCCUGGCCUGGGGGUCUCCCACUCAGGGAAUUACAGCUGCCAGGUGCGCUUCAAGGGGGGAGCUGUGUGGAAGAGCAGCGCACAGCUCCGCAUCACGGUGCACAUGCCAGUGGCCAAUGCCACCAUCACCCCCAGUCCCCUGUCACACCAGGUGCGUGCAGGUGACAACGUCACCCUGCGCUGCUCAGUGCAGGUGGGCUCAGCCCCUGUCACCUUCACCUGGCUGCACAACGGGAAGGAGGUUGCCCGGGGUUCCCUCCUGGAGCUCAGGGACAUCGAUGUGGGACAUUCAGGCACCUACCAGUGCGUGGCCACCAACCAGCUGGGACAGGACGGGCACCGCGUGUUCCGGACACUCAGCCCUGAGCUGGCCCUGGAGGUGACCCCUCGCUCACCCUGGAUCACAGUGGCCGCAGGGAUCGGUGGGACCCUUCUGUUCCUGCUACUGCUCGUGGCUGUCAUUUUGGCCUGGCACUUGUGGCACCGUGUGGCUGCCAGGAACCACCAGGAAAGGCCCCCCCCAGAUCCCCCAGAGGAGGGGGAGGUACUGUACACCCACGUCGUGGUCACCAAGAGGGCAGGGGCAUCCCCCUGUGCCACCACCCUCCAGGAUCCCCAGGUGACCUACGCUGAGCUGUGGGGACACCAGGGGCGACCACGGGAACCUAGUGACAUCUACAGGAAUGUGCUGUGACACGCAGGGGAACUGGGGGGCACUGGGGGUCCCCACCCAUGGGCACCCACUCACGUCUUUGCUGCAACCAAUAACUCCUCCUCCCUGUGGGGGCACAAAGAUCCCAAAGGGCUGAGAGAAGAACAAUUUACUGAGACAGCAACGAGAAAGAAUAAAACCAACAACAACAUCAAAAA
Molecule: messenger RNA, 1676 nt
Organism: Haemorhous mexicanus (house finch)
Lineage: Eukaryota; Metazoa; Chordata; Aves; Passeriformes; Fringillidae
Product: Fc receptor-like protein 3
Exons: 10
Coding region: 73-1500 (475 amino acids)
Biological process (GO): cell surface receptor signaling pathway
Molecular function (GO): transmembrane signaling receptor activity
Source: RefSeq, a predicted model, not a curated record